AGUACGAGUCGCCAGCCCGAGGAUCUUUCCGAGCACCCUCUGCAGGUAAAUUCUUCACGGCUUUCCUUCUGCUCGCCGAUACGACCGCGCCCGCAAACCUUUGUUGUCCACGCCCGCCACCCCUGUGGUUCACGAGCCGGUUUUCUGAGUGACUAGCACGGACGCGACACUAGCGGCAUGGCUGCAAUCACAGCGCCGAAAGACACCGACCUACGUAAUACCCUCCGUCGACGCGCCUCUGCCUCCACGCCAGCAACCUCGAACCGACGCACCAGCCAGCACUCCAUCUACGCCCGAAACGUUCUCAUGAACAACCUCAACCAAGCCAAGGACAACGCGCAGCCCACGAAACCGACGACCAGCAUUGGCGAGCAAGCCCCGCGCCCUGCGCCCGCGCCGCCCGCAAUCCCCUCUGCAGGCCCCCCAAAGAGCGUGCAGGCCAUCAAAGACCUCGCGGCCCAGCGCGGAGAGCUCAAACCCCCGCCCACAUCAAUCGGCGGCGGCCACCACCACAACCAUGCGACCGUGAAGGAUGGUGUCGGUGUCGCGCUGAGCGACACCCCCGCGCCGUCGCAGCCAGGAAGCCCCAAGGGGUCCGUCCCAGAUGCUCAGUCUGCAGAGACGCUGCAUACUAACAGACCCAGGGCUCUAACGAGGAACAACAGCGCUGCAUCAACACCGCGCAUUCGCCCUACCACACUCGACAUCCCCGGUCUCACCAAGUCGAAAGUCUCGCCCGAUGGCAAGAUCGCGUCGCGCGAUGUCGGAGCCAAGCUUGUCAUUGUCAUGGUCGGCCUGCCUGCGCGUGGCAAGUCGUAUAUCACCAAGAAAAUGACAAGAUACCUCAACUGGCUGCAGCACGAUACCAAAAUUUUCAAUGUAGGGGAGAAGCGUCGUGUGGCAGCAAGUGGGCACGGCUUUCGCCUAUCACAGGCAAGCCUGGAGAAGGUGCCUUCCGGGGUCAGAAAUGCGCUAGAACAACACAAAGACUCCCUCCCUCAGAUUGCAGCCAAAAUUCUGAUCAACGGCGAGUCGGCAGCUGCGGAUAACGGAAGAUUUGCCCCACUGGACCUGAAGGACCCACUUAACGAUCCGGAGAACUCCACAGCUGUCGAGGAGGUCGAGGAGGUCGGCGUGCCCCGCGUACAAGUCACAUCCCCAGGGCCUAAGGCGGUCACACUGGAGAAUCGAGACUCAAAUGGACAACACAAGGAGGGCGAUGACAAGAUGGACCAGUCGGCGGAUUUCUUCGAUCCAAACAACGAGCAGGCCGCCCAGAUCCGAGAGCAGUGCGCUAUGGAGACCUUAGACGACGUUCUCGAUUACAUUCUGAAUGGCAAUGGCUCAGUCGGUAUUUUCGACGCAACAAACAGCACGCUUGGGCGGAGGAAGCAGAUUAUGGAGAAGAUCCGUACGCGGGCUGGUCCUGAGCUGAAUGUUCUCUUCGUCGAGAGUGUGUGCCAAGACAAGAGUCUGCUGGAGUCCAACAUGCGCCUCAAGCUGUCAGGACCUGACUAUCAAGACAAGGAUCCUCACGCCGCGCUCGAAGAUUUCAAGAAGCGUGUCGCCAUCUACGAGAAGAACUACGUCCCCAUCGGUGAUUACGAGGAAGAGAACAACAUGCCAUACGUCAAGAUGAUCGACGUAGGUCGCAAGAUGGUCUCGCACCAGAUCAAAGGCUUCCUCGCCGGCCAAGCAGUCUACUACCUCCUGAACUUCAACCUCGCGCCACGUAUGAUCUGGAUCACUCGGCACGGCGAAUCUCUCGACAACGUCGCUGGCAAAAUUGGCGGAGACUCCGAUCUCUCUGAACCUGGGCAAAAGUACGCCAAAGCAAUGACACGCUUCAUCGAUAGGCAGCGCACUGAAUGGGCCAUUCGCCAAGCUGACAAGAUGGCAAACACACAUUUCCCACCCGUCCCCGGUGAUCACACACCACCCAAUCCCUACUUCAGCACUGAAAUGGAGGCUCACAACUUCUGCGUCUGGACAUCUAUGCUGAAGCGCAGUGUGCAAACCGGCCAGUACUUUUGCGACGAGGACUUUGAAGUGAAGCAGAUGCGCAUGCUUGACGAGCUGAACGCUGGCAUCAUGGAAGGUCUUACAUACGACGAAAUCCGUACGAAGCAUGCUGAUGAGUACUUACGCCGGCGCCGCGACAAGCUGGCAUACCGCUACCCCGGCCCCGGCGGAGAAGGCUACCUCGACGUGAUCAACCGCAUUCGCCCCGUGAUCGUGGAGCUGGAGCGCAUGACAGACCAUUGCUUGCUGAUCACGCAUCGCAGCGUCGCGAGGGUGCUGUUGGCGUACUUCCAGGGCCUGAACAGGGAGGACGUGGCGGAUCUAGACUGUCCGCUGGGCAUGCUGUAUCAGCUCGAGCCGAAGCCAUAUGGUGUCGAGUUCAAGGCUUGGCGCUACAAGCCUGAGAAGGACGACUUUGAUUACCUCCCUCUGUACAAGCUCAGGCGCGCGACGACGAACCCGCAGCUCAACUAGGGGUGGUGGUUCUUGCCGGAGUAGACGUCGGUCUGCUGGAGUAGACAGCUGGAUGGUGUUUUGAUUGGUGUAUUACUAGACUUGGG
Molecule: messenger RNA, 2582 nt
Organism: Didymella exigua CBS 183.55
Lineage: Eukaryota; Fungi; Ascomycota; Dothideomycetes; Pleosporales; Didymellaceae
Product: bifunctional 6-phosphofructo-2-kinase/fructose-2,6-bisphosphate 2-phosphatase
Exons: 1
Coding region: 178-2496 (772 amino acids)
Biological process (GO): fructose 2,6-bisphosphate metabolic process; fructose metabolic process
Cellular component (GO): cytosol
Molecular function (GO): ATP binding; 6-phosphofructo-2-kinase activity
Source: RefSeq, a predicted model, not a curated record